Acanthocheilonema viteae is the source of this 2370-nucleotide messenger RNA. The record is from the annotation of a GenBank genome assembly. NCBI's taxonomy places the organism in Eukaryota, Metazoa, Nematoda, Chromadorea, Rhabditida, Onchocercidae.
AUGAAUUACGCCUAUCGUCUUUUGGAUAAUGUAAAAUACUUUUAUAAAACACUCAAUCCAGCUUCACUUUCGGGGGCAAUUGAUUUGAUUGUUGUGGAGCAGCCGGAUGGAUCAUAUUUGUCAACACCAUUUCAUGUAAGAUUCGGAAAAUAUGGCGUUUUAAACAGCGACGAAAAAUAUGUGGAUAUAACAAUAAAUGGUGAAGAAAUAGAUUUAAAAAUGAAGUUGGGUGAAAAUGGUAUUGCAUUCUUUACUGAGCCAACUACAGAUGCUCAUGUUCCUGAAUAUCUAGUGACGAGCCCAGUCCCAGGAAGUAGCUCUACUCCAGUUGAUGGAAAGGAUCUUGCUGAAAGGAUAGAAAAAAUCCAACGACAGUUGUCACGUUCAAGAAAUAAAAGAGCGCUCUCAGAAUGUUCCAGUUCCCGCUCACAUUCCUCCCAUUCACGUGAAAAUUCUUGUGAAUUAGAUAUUCAACGCAGAAAAACACUUCCAUUCAAUGCAUCAUUAUUCAAUCAACGUAGGAAUCGAUCUUUACCGAAUCUUAGUGAGCUUACUGACGACCAGCAACAAGCAUAUAAAAGAAUUACGGAAAAUAAGAGACAGUUGAUGUACUCUCAUUCGUUUGCAAUGGGAUGCAGCUUAUUACCUCCAGCUUGCAUCUCUUGCAAGAAGCAUUCAAGUUCUACCAAAAUGAUGCGUAAAUUAUCGAACUCAACAAAUGAGGAAAGUGAUAUAGAUGACGCAGCAUCAACAGUUUCGAUUGAUAGUGAAACGGAUCGUAUGAAAGUUCCUGGUUUAGGUAUGAUUGCUGAUGGUGCAUUUUCCGAUUCUGAACUUGAUCGACAUCGAGACACUCCUGAACUACACAAAACUGAAGUAGUGGUGUGGAAAUGGGGUGAGUUGCCAAGAACACUUGAAGAAACGGAAAAAGCAAGGAAACAAGAAGAAAAUGUGAAAGCUAAACAAGAAAAAAAAGGAUCCACAUGGGGUGAAUGGUUUCGCUGGUCACGUGCUAAGCCAACAGAAGAUCAGGGUGUUUAUUUGGAUGAUCUUGUGCAAAGUGCGAGUGAUCCUAGUAAAAUUGAAAAAUAUUUGGGGAAGUCACCUCCCACUGCGUGUCCUUCACCACCCAGUGACAGUGGGAAUGGUUCUAUAAUGGGGCUGAAUUUUCCCAAUAAGGUUAAUGAUAUUGAAAAUGAAGCGAAUAAUGAGGUACAGCAGCCAGAACGAACUUCGUCACCAGCACUCGAUGCCAAGAAACAUACGAUUGACAUAAAUGUAUUGGAUAAUCAGCAUUUUCUUCAGUUUUCCGAAGCACAUGAAUCAGUAAUCGAAGGACACAGUUAUGGAACAAAAAGAAAUUAUGCUUGUAGUGUGACUCCUUCUAGUGAUAUCUUUCAUAUGAGUGAUGAAGAAGCAGAAAGUGCAACACCUGUGCCUUCCGGUGCAGAAACUACUGCACAAUUUCCGAAGUAUAUCCGUUCUUUACGACUUUCCAGUGACAAAUUGAAAAAGUUGGGGUUACGCAAAGGAGCAAACGAAGCAAGAUUUUCAAUUACUACAAAGUUCCAAGGUACCACAUGGUGCAGUUGUCAUAUUUACCUAUAUAAAUGGACUGAGCGUCUAGUUAUUUCCGAUAUAGACGGAACCAUAACUAAAAGUGAUGUAUUAGGACACGUUAUACCAGCUAUUGGUGGGCAGUGGGCUCAUGCAGGAGUCGCAGAACUGUAUACUAGAAUCAAGGAAAAUGGCUAUCAGUUGGUUUAUUUAUCUUCUCGAGCAAUAGGACAAAGUUAUUCUACAAAGAAAUACUUGCAAAGUGUUGCCCAGAACGCAAAAUUUUUACCCGAUGGGCCGUUAUUGUUGUCGCCUACAUCCGUGCUUAUAGCUUUUAGAAGAGAAGUUAUAGAUCGCAAACCAGAAGAAUUUAAAAUAGCUGCUUUAACAGACUUAAAGGAAUGUUUUCCAGUGAAACGUCCAUUCUAUGCUGGUUUUGGAAAUCGAGAAACAGAUGUCGUAAGUUAUCGAGCAGUAGAUAUACCUCCGGAUAGAAUACUAAUUAUUGAUAAACAGGGUCGUGUCAGGCGUGCUGAUUCCAUUGGUUUCGAAACAUCAUUUAUAUCAUUAGCAAUGGACACAGUUGAUUACAUGUUUCCUCCACUCAUCCGUCGGCGAAACGAGCGUCAAAGAUCAGGCGCGCCGAAGAAAAAUUCGUUUCUUUUGGCACCGGCAUUUUAUAAAGCACAUAGUUACAGUGAUUUUACUCAUUGGCAAUCAAAAGCGGGGUGUGCUGUCCGUUUGGAUGACAAUACACUGGAAAAUUACGAGGCGAAGAGAAAAAGUUUUCGUAAAAAACAGAAAAAGAAAUGA